Biomphalaria glabrata is the source of this 3036-nucleotide messenger RNA. Its product is annotated as lysosomal Pro-X carboxypeptidase-like. The transcript is spliced from 10 exons. The record is from RefSeq and is a predicted model, not a curated record. Bases 279 to 1751 code for a protein of 490 amino acids. NCBI's taxonomy places the organism in Eukaryota, Metazoa, Mollusca, Gastropoda, Planorbidae. Gene Ontology annotation, biological process: negative regulation of systemic arterial blood pressure; proteolysis; regulation of blood vessel endothelial cell migration. Gene Ontology annotation, molecular function: serine-type exopeptidase activity; dipeptidyl-peptidase activity.
AUGCCUUCUAGCAAGAAUCAUAUAGAUUAUCUAGUCGCUUAUAGUCACUAUACAUGUCCUAUGAUUAUUCUGUUAACUAUGUUAGAUAAACAUUAGCAACCAGAUUCUAGACCUACAAUAACCUACAUGAUCAGUCAGCUGUGUAUCGCGGAGCCUUCAGCUUAGAAAGGCCUAAAUUACUAAAUAGCUAGCGGCUAGGAAGGCUAGGACAGGUGUUUGACACUGUUUCACGAACUACUGCACUAAUUAGACAGUAGGCCAACACGCCACGCACAAAAAUGUCUCAUUCCACUUUCAUCAUCGUGAUACUUAACAUCUUCAGUGUUUUAAUUUUGUCAGAGUCUCUACGCUUUGGUAAACCAAUGUCUAUUUUAAGAAAUAAAAAACUGACCUCAAGAAUACCAAAUGACUAUAAAUACAGAACACUGUAUUUUAACCAGCAGGUGGAUCAUUUUGGCUUUGCAAACAACCAGACUUUUAAGCAGAGAUAUUUAUUAGCUGAUCAGUUCUGGAGUAGAAAUGGAGGUCCUAUAUUUUUCUACACUGGCAAUGAAGGAGACAUUGAUUGGUUCUGCAACAACACAGGUUAUAUGUGGGAUAUUGCUCCAGAUUUUAAAGCUUUAUUAGUUUUUGCUGAACAUCGUUAUUAUGGAGAAUCUUUACCAUUUGGUUCAGAUACUUAUAAGAAUGCCACUUUCCUGAAUUACUUGUCAUCCGAGCAAGCAUUGGCAGAUUUCGCUGAGCUCAUUAGAUACCUUAAAGCUACUUUGCCAGGUGCACAAAACAGUCCAGUCAUAGCAUUUGGUGGCUCAUAUGGUGGUAUGCUGGCUGCGUGGUUGAGAAUUAAAUAUCCCAACGUAGUCAUAGGAUCUCUUGCUGCUUCAGCUCCAAUCUGGCAAUUUACUGGUCUCACCCCCUGCAAUGCUUUUGAUGAUACGACUAGUGCCACUUGGCUGGAUGCUUCCCCUACCUGUGUUGAUAAUAUUCACAAGUCUUACUAUGUUAUAGAAUCAACAUCUCAAUCAGAAGGAGGAUACCAAUUUAUUACAGAGACCUUUGGCCUUUGUUCACCUUUAACCUCAAAAUAUGACCUACAACCUUUUAUGGCAUUCCUAGUGGACAUGUAUGUUAAUUUGGCUAUGGUGAACUAUCCUUACCCAGCAUCUUUCCUGGCUGAUCUGCCAGGAUGGCCUGUGAAGGUGGCCUGUAGCUAUCUCUCAGAACCUUUGGAUGGCAAAGAUUUGCUCAGAGCUUUGGCUAAAGUGACCAACAUGUACUUUAACUUCACUGGUAAUACAAAGUGUGUCAACUGGACAGACGAUGGCAGUGCUGGGUCACUGGGUUACCAGGGAUGGAAUUAUCAAUCUUGUACAGAGAUGGUGAUGCCCAUGUGCAGUAAUGGAAGUGGCAUUUCCUACAACAAUCCCUGGGACUUCCAACAAGUCAGUGACAACUGUUAUGAGACUUACAAAGUUAGACCAAGAGAAAACUGGAUUUCUUUGGAAUAUUGGGCCAAGCAGUUGAAGGAGACUUCGAAUAUUAUUUUUAGCAAUGGUUUAUAUGAUCCAUGGUCUAGUGGAGGAGUGAUGGAGUCAAUAUCUGACACAGUUAUUGCUAUACAGAUUCCUAAGGGUGCCCACCAUUUAGACUUGAGAGCCAAGAACCCUUUGGAUACUCCAUCAGUUAUCAGAGCUAGAAUACAAGAAGGAAAUAUUCUACGAAGCUGGUUAAAAUUGACACCUGGUCUAUGAAACCUUUUUUAAUCAAAAGACUGCUACAGCUAAGAUAGCUAUAUCAAGUGUAUUUUUACAUUUUGACUACUUAAUGAUCACAGUCUAAUCACAAUCAUUUACAUGUUAGACUUUCCAGAAAUCAUCUCAUAUUUCAAAUGAGAUUUUUUGUGUCAAAUAUUUUUUCACAAUUUUAAAAAAUUUAUCCUACUUUUCUUGAAAAAAAAAAUGUGAAUGAAAGAUACCUAAUUAUAGUUCUGAGGGACUAAUCUGCAUAGAAAUUUUUUUUCGGUGAAAUCUUUUCAGAAGGUCUACAUUUUACAAUCAAUUAUACACCAUUCAUUCUUUUUGAUUUAACAAUUGAAAUCAAUUAAGCAUACUAUUUCAAUAUUAUCAAACAAUCAAACGUCCUUAAUUUUCUUCUAGUCAGAAAUCAUCUUUUCCUUAUUUUAUUAUGAUCUGUUAUAUAAGAGCCAAAAUAUAUUAGCAUAAACCAUAUAUUUGCUUAAUGUACUUGAUUGUUUCUGCUAAAGCAAAUACUGAUACUUUAAAUUGCAAAAUUAAAUGUAAAUAUAUGUACAAAAAGAAUAUUACAUAUGCAUUCUAAUUUAUUGCAAUAUGAAGAUUUGUAUAAACAUUUAUUUUUUUUUUACAUGUUCAUGUAAUGAGAAUAAAAAUUAAAUUACAAAGUCAAAUUUUUUUUUACAUGUUCAUGUAAUGAGAAUAAAAAUUAAAUUACAAAUAAAAAAUUUUUUUACAUGACUUAGACAAAGACUGCUUUAUUUAUACUAAUUGGAAAUUGUGUAUCUUUUUCAAUUGGAACAAUAACUAUGGCUUCCUUCAGUCAUGAAGCGAUGACAAUGGAUCAUGUCAAUGUCAUAGAAAUGAGAUGAAUGCCUGGUCAUUGGUUGGAAUGUUGCCGCCCACACAGUAGUUCCAUCUUUUCCAUGCAACUGAUGUAUCCAAAUCAGUAAUUUUUCUUUGGGGUUGACUUCUGAAGCCUUUCCCAUGUUUGGGUAUAACUGCAAGGCAGCAUAAGUUUGAAUUCAGUUUUCCUUCUCCAAGGUGGGUAACCAGCCAAAGCUAACUGUAUGAGCCCCUCCUACCCAAAGCUUACUGGUUUAUGCAACAGUUACUGGCCUUUGUCCCACUGGACCCAACAUCUAAGCUACACAUAAAGGACAGGAUUUGGACUGGUAGUCAGAUAUUUUGCAUGCCAUAAAAGCAUUUAUAUGAAGUAGGGUGCAUUUAUCCAUUACCACUUCUGGCAUAAAAGCCAUACUGAACAAAAAAAAAACAACAAGAA